AGCUCAGCUUUGAAGGUAGGUAGGUACGCAGUGCGUAUUUUUCUCCAGUUUUGGUCACGGCGCUACCCUACCAACUCGGCCGUUCAAGAUCGUUCUCCGCUCACUGCAACCCUUUUUCGAGCAGCUCAUACAUACAUUUCAUGGAGCAUGCAUGGGUAACCAACCAGCCGACUUUGCCAAUAUCGUAUAUAUCCUGAGCUUUCCUCCUCUCCUACUUCUGGCACUAUCUUUCUUUUAGCUUCUACCAACCCGUCUCUUUUUGUCCUUGUUCCUCUCGAGGUCAAUUGGUGUGUUGUUUUUCAUGUGCUGUUAGCUGGUAUUUGAUUAGGUUCUUAUUUUGGUUGCUUUUUCCCGCUUUUCUGUAUCAUACCUUCUUUGCCCUUCCAACUCAAGGCCCAAGGCAGCCUCACUCGUCCACCUCCGGUCUCGUCCGCACUUCAUAUCUCGCCCUGGCCGCCUACAGAUUUUUUUUUCUCUCUCUCUCGGAGACUGUUGGGUAUAUUCCUGACUGCCUGUCGUUUUUAUCACCGAGGAUCGGUCAAAACCUCUCUUACGGAAGAAAACCGAUCACAUAGGUAUCUGGGUACCUCGACGCAAACGACACUUGUGGCCUAGAAACCUCACUACACCACAUCCUUGAAAUUCAUAUUACUUGUCAUUCCUCAAAAGAAAAGCCACAGAAUUCUCUCUCCCGCAAUGGCAACUCCAGUACAAAUUACGACCUUGCCAGUAUGGCCAAUCACCUUUCUCGAGGAUGCCGUUGUAUACUUGUCGGCAAUAUUCACCCCCUGGUUUACAGCAUUUUGCGUACUAUGGCUGCAUAGAUAUGUUAGACUUAUUGUCCACUGCUACAGCCACUGGACUUACAAGUCUAAACCUAUCCCAAGCAAGCCCUCCUACACAUCAGAUGAUGUUACGGUAGUGAUUCCCACGAUCCACGACAACUUUGAUGAGCUCCGACCCUCGCUUGAGAGCAUUUUGGCCACACAGCCGCACGAGCUGAUUAUGGUCACAACCGCCGACAAGUUUGAGGAUCUGCAGAGGGUUGCAAAAACUCUCUCAUCUCCGAACAUCCGCAUCUUCUGCACUCAGUACGCCAACAAGCGCAUUCAAGUGUGCGAGGCCCUUCCCAAAAUCACAACCCGCAUCACCAUCAUGGCCGAUGACGACGUGACCUGGCCAUCGACAAUGAUGCCUUGGAUUCUGGCCCCAUUCGAGGACCCGAAAAUUGGAGGUGUCGGCACUUGCCAGAGGGUAAAAAGGGUCAGGGAGGGAGGACUUGCGCCGAGGCUAUGGAACUGGCUGGGUGCUGCUUACAUCGAAAGGCGCAAUUUUGAGAUCUCUGCGACGCACAACAUGGACGGCGGUACUUCUUGCAUGUCGGGUCGAACUGGCGCCUACCGAUCUGAAAUCCUCAGAGAUUACGAGUUUCUUGAGGGAUUCAUGAAGGAGGAGUGGUGGGGUAAGAUCCUCAAGGCCGACGACGACAACUUUGUGAGCCGCUGGCUCGUCAGCCACCAGUGGAAAACGUGGAUUCAGUACGAGGAGGGAUGCGAGCUGGAGACCACGCUCGAGAACAACACAAAGUUCCUAUAUCAAUGCUCAAGAUGGGCCAGGAGCAACUGGCGCAGCAACUGGACCAGUCUGGUCAAGGAGCGCUAUGUCUGGAAACAACAAUGGUGGUGCACAUAUGCGUUGCACAUUGCAACCUUCACCUCGCUCGCCUUCGUCUUCGACUUUCUCAUCUUGGCAGCCCUCUGGUGGGGCGCCGAAGAUUGGGAGCCGGUGAACCGAACCCGUGCCCUUUACGCUCAACUCGCAUUCCUGGCCUUAUCCAAGGUUGUUAAGCUCGUUGGCCUCUUCCGCCGCCACCCGGCGGACAUCAUGUUCCUCCCUGUGUCCAUCAUGUUUGGUUACUUCCACGGCCUCAUCAAGAUCUAUGCCGGCCUGACUCUUAACAUGACGUCAUGGGGAAGCCGAACAGAUGGAGACACCGACGACGCACACCGUCUUGCGCCCGGCCCGGUCCGAUCUUCUAGCCUUAACACGCCCCGAAGCGAGCAAAAGCUUCCUCACUACGUGCAGGAGCGCGACGAGAUCGUCAACGAGAAGCAACAAAUGCGGGAAGAGAAGAGGGAGUACCUGUGAUGGGCACUUUAGACGGAUGGCUCGCAAGAGUGCCCUCAUGCGACCCUCUUUCUUUUUUUCUUUCUUUUUUUCUAACGCCUUAUGGAUUGAACGAAAUUGAUGACGUUUCCUUUUUUCAUUUUUUUCAUUUUUUUUCACAUAAUCAUUGGGUUUGGGGGCACUUAAAAAGAAAACAAGGAAAUAGAAAGGGAUCAAGACAGGAUGGUAGGUAGAACAGGACUCAACAUCUCUCAGUCCCUUUUGUGGGUUGGGAAAUGGGGCCAUCAUCGCCUUUUUCUCGAUCUCUCUUGCAUUUUCUUUUUAUUCUAUUCUUCAUUAUCUCGGAUAAAAGGUUAUUUUUCUUCUUCUGGCGUUUUCUUCUACUGGCAUGGGUUUUCCACAAGGAGUUCUUUCUGGGAGUGUCUGGCUUCAACUGCAUGGGCCAUCUCCUAUCUUCUAGGAAUGGUGGAUUUUGGUUUCUCAAGAAAAAACAAAAUACGGGGCAUUUUCAAGGUUUCAAAAUUUUGCUUAUUGUUUUCUUUUUUUUUCUUUCUUAAUUUCAUUUUGCUUCACCUGAACUUGGGGGAAGGAAGGUGCACAAAGAGGACUGGUGAGAAAUUGCCAGCUCCAACGUGGGUUGCACGGGAGUCUAAUCAUCACUCAAAUUCUCCUUGAUCUCUCUUCCCUAAAUCAUCUGAACGGCUCGGCUGGAGAAUAAAAAAAAAGGUUCCUGCAUGUGGCCGGAGUUUGGGCGAGCGUCAGGGUUGUACAUCUGGUGCGGGCAAAGGGUGUUACAAGGAGGGGGGAAAAGAUUGGCCAAUGGCCUGAUAAAAGAGACGAGGACUUGAGUAGAAUGAAUAAAUAGACGAUAAUAAUACGAGGGUAUACCAGUUGAGAUGACAAAUAAGCCGUCAUUGCCUAGCAGUACCCUGCAUAAGUCCCACCCGAGAUCAUGCACUUUGCCAGCACAUCCUAGUUUUAAGGGUAGGUAGUUAUCUACGUAGUUGGUCCGCGAACCUUCAACACGUCAGUUCGUUUUCCACUCAUGUCUAUAC
Molecule: messenger RNA, 3182 nt
Organism: Pyricularia grisea
Lineage: Eukaryota; Fungi; Ascomycota; Sordariomycetes; Magnaporthales; Pyriculariaceae
Exons: 4
Coding region: 697-2148 (483 amino acids)
Source: RefSeq, a predicted model, not a curated record